Linum trigynum is the source of this 7890-nucleotide messenger RNA. The record is from the annotation of a GenBank genome assembly. Lineage: Eukaryota; Viridiplantae; Streptophyta; Magnoliopsida; Malpighiales; Linaceae.
GUAAUUAUUAUCAAUUAUUUUUUAUAAUUAAAAUAUUAAUAGGUGUGAACACAGGCGUAUAGCGUAUGCUAACCUGAACUAUAUAUAUAUAUAUAUAUAUAGUUGCAUGUAUUUUGACUGUUUAAAACUUCUGUAUCCGUAUUAUUGUCAAAUAACUUCAUUUUUUGUUCAUUUGACAGUUCCCGUACUAAACACGUAUAAACCUCAGAUAACACAUUUAAUAUUCUUAGACAAUGAACAAAAUUUCUCACUUAACUAUUAUUUAUAUAUUAAUUUAUUUUUAAGAUUGUUAAUUUUUUUAUAUUUUAUAACUAUUGAUGUACUAUUAGUUUAGAGAUGAAGUUCUUUUCCUGGAUAAUAUCUCGUUCGUGAGAAGAGAGAUGAGAGAGAGAGAGGGGUUAGUGAGAGAAACUUUGAGAGGGUAAGGCAGGUGGGGAUUCAUCGGGGUCACGACGUUUCUUUCUCUUGCAGGUCUGAAGCUCUCAGAUUUGAGGACGAAGGAGGCUCGGCGGGAAGGUGUUCACGGCGAACGAGGUUUGGCAGGAAGUCGGUCUCAAUCAGCCGUCAGGAGUCCGGAAAUUUGGUCUGGUACAGGUUGCAAGUGGAACAAGGUAGAAGGUGAUGGUUUAUUGUGCUAAACGAGGUCCAUAUCUCUUGGCUCCAAGAGGUCCUUCAAACAGCUGCCAUGAAAAGUUGGACGUUUCCUAUACAUUACACUAGAAGAUUUUGAGGCCGGGUCAUCCAUGUCGGAAAGUACGAGUCGCACCAUGGAGAUAUUCUACAAAUUUCCGAGCAGGUGACAAAUGGAGGAGUCUUUAAAGUGAUGAUUCCUUCCUCUGGUUCUAAAGAAGGUUGGGCAGGAUUGAUCAGAGUUUUACAAUCUUUCUACAAACUUGAACUUCAAUCAAGAUUUUGCUCGUUUCUCGACCCUGCAACUUUUCAGCUUCCACCGGCGCCCCUGCAUACGCCAUCAACCAGUCCAGGAAGAUCAUAUGCUGAAGUCGUGAGAGGAGGGGGUUUCUACGAAGCUGGAAGAAGUAGUAUCAGAGGGAGUGGUAAGAAUAGAUUCAUUGAAUUGGUGUGGAAGGAGUUCACGAGAGGAAAGAACUUCUGGGGAGAAGCUUGAUAAUCAAAUUCUCUUCUUCAGGGUCAGAGGAGUUUAAGAGCAGUAGUGGUCCAGAAUUCAGAGUCUAGGCUUCCAAGUUUUGGUCAAUUAACGAUAAUUUUGGUUUCUUGGACACAGCUGACGGCAAUUGGUUGCUUGUUUGUCCUAGUGUGUCGGAAGCCAUUAGAAUCAAAGAACUUGAUCAUUUGAAGUUUAAAGGGUUCUCUAUCAACAUCUCUUCGUGGACGAAAUUCGUUUCAUCCCAGACUUCCGACGAUAUAUGGAUCUUGGUUUUUGGAAUUCCGUUGCCUUUUAAAAGUGUUGAUUUGAUUAUGAACAUCGGGAAUUUCUGGGGCUCCUUUAUAGAAAUCAACUGGAACUCUUGGAGCCUUGAUUUUGUGUGAAUCAGAAUCAAGAAAGUUGGGAGGAUCCCUGUUUUGGCCCCUCUCCAGCUGGGUACUCAUCGUUAUACGGCGAAGAUUGUGAUCCCGCCGGCGACUCUCCACGACGAUCAUCAUUGGAAUUGCAACAAUUAUCAAACUUGGAAGUUGAAGGGUCUUUCCUCGACAAACUCAAGUCUCAACUGCCAGUGCAACAACGUUCAGGAAAUACCCAUGGCGGCUGGACAGAGUCUUGAUGUGCAUUCUCAUGUCGUUUAAGCUCUCAGGUUACUGAUAUCCAAACAGACUCGGCUUUGGGUUCGUAAAGCUGGUCCAAUUUGGGUUGGGUUUGACCCGCCUGGCAUUCCAGACUUCGUUUCUAGCCCCCCCCCCCCCCCCCCCCCCCCCCCGAGAAUUUGGCCCAACUUCAACUAAUUCCCCACAAAGAGCAGAUAAUUAACACCUUAUCCUUUUAGUAUCUCUUCGACCUCCUUUCUAAGUUCCUUCCUUGUCCAGAGUCACCCAUUCUAUUUCAAUUUUCAGUGGAACUUCAGCAACCAUUCAGCAACCAAACCUCCUUAGAAUUUUCCCUUCCCCUCCCAACCUCCUCAUCAGCAGCUUUCACCUUUCCUUUCACCCUAACACUUUAGCUGAUCAUUUUUCACUUCCUUCUCCCCCUCUGUAGAUCCCCCUGCUGCUUCCAUUCUAAGCCCCCUCUCUCCCACCUUUUCCUCUAACGCUGACCUAUCAAUUAUUCCAGUUUCGUCUUCUUUGGAUUGGUCUUCUCCUCCAUCCUCGCCCUCUUUUGUCCCAGAAACUCCUCUUGACUCCUCCUUAACUUCCCCCGAACCAACCGAUUUACCCUCACCCUCCUGCUCCUUUGUGGAUGAUCAACACUCUUGGGACCUUGAGAAUUUUACAUUUGAUUCAGCGACAUUGGUUGAAAGCACCUUGCCAGUGAGUAAUCUCUUUGAUCUAGAGCAUGAAGAAGGGCAAGUUCGAAUGCAAUUGUAUCAGAAGUUGCCAUCACAAUGCAUAGGAAGAAGAUCAAGAAUUCACGCUCGAAACUUGAGAUGGAAAGGAGACAUUUGGGUCCCAUUUCUCCCCUUCCAUCAGGACCGAGAAGAUGCAAGAGGAAUACUGGUGUGGUUUCUUCCCUGAAUCUGGAUUAAUGAACUCAUCGGUGUUUAUUUGGAAUGUUAGAGGCAUAUGUGAUUCGUACAAAAGAGGUCGAAUUGAGCAAUUAAUCAUCAGACGUAAACCUCACAUUGUCGCUCUUGUGGAAACCAAAUGGUCCUCGUGCUCUGAUUCCUUAGUGGGAAAUGUGUGUGGCAGUAGGGAUUUGGGUUGGGUUGCUAAAGAUUCUUCGGGAAGUUCUGGUGGGAUUGUUGUUUGUUGGGAUAAAAGUCGGUUCCAGAUGCUUUCCAGCAGUAUGGGAUCUUAUUACUUGGAGGUUGAAUUUUUUGAAAUUCAUUCAUCGAAGACUUGGCCGCUAAUCACAGUGUAUGGUCCGCAAGAGAGGAGGGACAAGCUGACCUUUAUUAAUGAACUGCGCAAUUACAGCCAACAACAUCAUUCCCCUCUCUGUAUUGCGGGUGAUUUCAAUUUGGUUAGAUCUCAUGAAGACUAUCAAGGUGGUAGAAGAAGUGUUGAGUUUAUGGAUAGCUUCAAUAGUUUCAUUGAGGAUAAUGAGCUACUGGAUCUUCCAAUUAGUGGAUGUCGUUUUACUUGGAGCUUAGGGGCAAACAGUAACUCUGAAUCGUGAAUUGACAGAGUGUUGAUAUCUCCUGGCUUUGAUUUGUUAUAUAUGGAUUGCAGAUUGAUUGGGUUAGAAAAAGUGGAGUCUGAUCUUGCUCCCUUGCUUCUUCAAUGGGGGUGAUAUUAGAAGAUGAACGUUUUCACUCUAGUCUGAGGACUUGGUAUACGAAUGUGAUUCACAGAAAUGGGGUUGUUUUCAGAUUGGUUAUGAGACUUAAAGACCUGAAGCAAAAUAUCAAGCGGUUGAAAAAGAAGUUUUCGGCAACAUCCACACUAGAGUUGAUAAUCUGCUUAAAGAUAUCAAUGACCUGAGCUUGGUUAAAGAAUCGCGUCCUUUGUCCGGGGCGGAAGUUGCAGCUUUAUUGCAGAAGAAUAUGGAACUAGGAAAUGCCCUACUCCUCCAGGAAAUCUGUUGGAGAGGUAUGGCUCAAAACACGAAUUUCUUCCACGGGAUGGCUAACUUCAGGAGGAAGGUGAAUUACAUAUGGAGGAUUAGAAUCAACGACACUAUGGUUGAAGAUUUUGAUGAUAUCAAUCAAGGAAUCAUUGUUUACUACAAAAAUAUGUUCAUGGAGAGUAUCCAGAGUCGUCCCUUCCCCUGCAACUAUGGUACAAAACAUUUGAGGUCUUCCGAAUCUGCCUCUCUCGAAGAACCUUUUACGGAGAAGGAAAUUCGGGAUUGCCUGGCUAACUACGAUGGUUCGAAGGCACCAAGCCCUGACGGCUUUUCUUUUAAAUUCUUCAAGAAAUGUCGGGGAAUCGUCAGACACGAUAUUCUGGAAGCUUUUAGAGAGUUCCAUGAUUCUGGUUCUCUUCCUAAUUGCGCAACUCACUCCUUCAUAUGCCUGGUGCCUAAGAAGGAUGCUACGGAAGAAAUCAAGGAUCUCCGUCCCAUUAGUCUGAUGGGAAGUGUGAAUAAACUCAUAUGCAAAGUGCUAUCUAAGAGACUUGGUCAUGUUCUCUCUUCUGUGGUGUCCGAGUUUCAGCAAGCAUCAGUACAAGGAAAGCAAAUUUCAGAAGCAGGGCUUCUCGCCAAUGAGUUAGUUGAUAGUAGAAGAACGAGCAGGAAGCCAAGCCUAAUGCUUAAGCUAGAUAUUGAAAAAGCCUUUGAUAAUGUGAAUUGGAGUUGUCUUUUCAAGGUCCUAGCGAGGCUGGGUUUUGGAGAAAGGUAGAAGAAAUGGAUUCAAAUUGAUGUUUGUUCUCCUACUCUUUCAAUCUUGGUCAAUGGAGAAUCUAAAGGUUUUUUCCCUUCUCAAAAAGGGCUUAGGUAAGGGGAUCCGUUAUCCCCAGGGCUGUUUGUUCUUGUUAUGGAUAUUCUGUCCUAUAUGUUAAACAAACUCAAGGAAGAAAGAAAGAUCAAAGGUUUCUUUAUGGAUGAAGAAGGGCGGAAGGGGGAAGUCACUCAUCUUCUAUUCGUUGAUGACACACUCAUCUUUUGCGAUAUUUCUCAUGAUCAUAUACUUCAUAUUACAGCCACUCUCGCUUGCUUUCAGGCUAUGAUGGGUUUGAAAAUCAAUAUGGAUAAAACAGUUUUAUAUACUGUAGGAGAGACUUCUGAACCUGAAUUCUUCAUUGAUAUCAUUGGUUGUAAGUGGAACUCCAACCCACAAAAGUAUCUUGGAUACCCGCUUGGGGCGAAGCUCAAUUGCAGAUCUUUCUGGGACUCAAUAGUGGAGAAUUAUCAAAAGCGACUUCAAAGAUGGAGCAAUAGACAUCUUUCAAUUGGGGGUAGGCUGGUUCUCAUCAAAUCUGUCCUUUCGAGCCUCUCCGUGUAUUACUUUUCGUUGUUCAAAGCCUCAAAAAGUGUUAUUUCUAAUCUCGAAAGAAUGCAGAGGGACUUUUUAUGGAGCGGGGCUGGUGAUAAGAAGAAAAUUCCACUUGUAUAGUGGGAAUUAUGCAAAACUCAAAAGGAUAAAGGAGGUAUGGGUAUUGUGGAUCUUGCCUCUUUCAACAGUGCUAUGUUAUGCAAGUGGAUUUGGAAAUACACAGUCAAUAGGAAAGGAUGGUAGAGGUCCCUCAUUGAAAUAAAAAACUCAGAUGGGAGGUCAUAGUGGCAAACGGGCUGCAUCACUGGGGGUCGAUCAAGUUCUGUCUGGGCCAACAUUAUGCGGGAGAGCGAACGUUUCUGGAAUUUUGCUCAUAUUGAUCCCGGGAAUGGCGCUAAUGUCUACCUUUGGUUCAACCGAUGGAAUCUUGAUCCCACUCUCGCUGACACCUUUCCACGAGUUGCCGCCAUUGCCUCAUUGCCGGAAUCCAGGAUCAGCGACGUCGUGGAUCUCUCAAGUGACAAUUUAGUUGUUAAUAUAAGCAUUAAUGUUGUUUUGAGAAGGGGGCAGAGCAAGAGAGGUUGAAUUUACUUUCGAUCCUUAAUUCUUAUGAUUAUCAUUCCAGAGCUAACAUUCCUUGCAGAGUUGUUUGGCAGCCUAAUGCAGAGGAUGGCUUCUCAGUUAAUUCCAUGUACAAGGCCUUAAUUGAGGAAAGGUUUCCUGGGGUUCCCAAUUUCCCUUCGGCUUCAGUAUGGAGGAAGAUUGUUCCUGAGAAGAUUUGUGUGUUCAUGUGGAAAGUUGCACAUAGAAGGAUUUUGACCCUUGAUAGAUUACAGAAACGCGGAUGGCUGUGAGCUUUGCUAUAAGAAGGAAGAAACCACUAAUCAUUUACUUGUUGGUUGCAGUUUUACCAAGCAAGUGUCGAAUGAUAUUCAGAAGGAUUGCAGGCAUAUAAAUCUCCGUAUUGAUGUCGAUCUCGAGUCCACUAUAAAGAACUAGCCGGUUGCUGUUCUUAACAGCAUUGAUGGUUGCGUCAGAUACUGUGCUUUUCAUGGUGUUUCUUGGUUCACUUGGCUAGAACGUAACCAAAGGAUUUUUCACAAUGCCUUGACAUCGCCGGAUCGUAUUGCUAGAAGAGUGAUGAUGAAUAUUACAAGGUGGAUUGUCGCCAAGGGUAAAGCCGAUCGUAAUACUGUUGCGGGUUGGCUUCAGACCUUUCUGUAGUAGUUUAACUAGGGUAUCGUCGACUCCGUUUUGUUCCUGUCUGUUGUUCCAUUGUCGAAGGAUGCUCCUGGGCGUGGCUUUGUGGUUGUAAGAGGCUUUUGAAGGAUGCCCUCUAGUGGCUGGCCCUGACUCUUCUUUGUUGUUCUCGACGUUUUGGCACAGGCUGGAUCUCUUUGUUUGUUUUGGUCUUGUUUGACCCUAUUUGGCCUUUUCAUUUAUUUCCUGGAGGGCUUUUGGUUUGGUUUGGCCCUGUUUGCUGGGGCAUGAGACUUGCUGGUUGUUAUUCUUUGCGGGUUCCAGUGUUUUUUUUUCUUGGUUUGUUGGAGCAGGGGCCCUCUGGUGGGUCAAGCUCGUUUUGUUUGUUGUCUGGUUUUGUUAGUCCUUUUCCUUUUCUCUUUACGGUGCACUACUUGUGCACGGCUUUGUAUCGAACUCCUGUUUCUUUUCUUUAAUUUCAUUCACCUUUAUAAAAAAAAUACACGUACGUAUUUUAUACAUAACUUACCCGAACAUAUUUUACUAACUAUAUUUCUGUAUUUAGUUAGGGUUAUUAUACGAGUGAAUCAUUAUACUCUAUACAAACCCUACGUGAGUUCAGUAAUAACACACAAGAGUUCCACCGAACUCUAGUUUAUCAGCAUGGUAUCAGAGUCUGGUUCCAAGAUCCAAAAACCCUAAACCACUUUAUUUCUUUUUGUUCCACCGCCGACCACCAUGAGCCCUCAUUUUCGCGGCUACACCAUUCCGCUUGCUUUAAUUCUUUUCUUUGUAAGCGUUCCACGGUUCAUAACAAAUCCAUAUUAGUAAUAGAGUUAUUAUAGAUAGGGAUGUACAAACACAACUGUAAACCGACCCAUCCAUGCCAACCAAACUCAAUCCAACCCGAAUUUCACGGUUCUAGAGAGGAAAUGGGUGGGUGUGGGUGUUGAUAUUGAAAAUGAAACCUGAACCCAAUGAUUCCCUGGUCGGAUAUGGGUUUGGGGUGCCGACACCCGGGAAACCCGAGAGUAUUUAUUUCCUCUAAUUUAAUCAUUUACUACCUAUACAUGCCUUUAUUUCGUAGACUUUUGCCUUAGUCCAUCUAUUAUUCUUUUGGGCUUUUUACUACUAUUUCUUAGCCCCUUCCACCUACUACUGUUUUUACGAUUGGAUGGGAAUCAUAAUAAGGCAAUUGGGCAACUUUGAAAACAACGUUGGGAGGAUGACUUUUCUUUUUCAUUUUUAUCCUUUGUUGCCUUCCUGAACUCUAGUAUAUACCUCAUUAAUAGCUCAUUACUCAAGUUUAUAAUUUAUAAUAGACUAGGGAGGUGGUAGCCUCUCUUCCUAGCGGCUCUGUGAUUGGGUAUUUGGGUUGUUAACUUUUUAUUGUAAGCUCGUCCAACUCUUUGUAAAUAUGGGCCAUUAAUCUUUAGUGGAACCGGAUAUGAUGAUAGAAAUAAAUUACUUUAUUUUCUCAAUUUUUCUUAAUUAGGUUUUAUUUUUCAUAUAAUUUGGAUUUCAAAACUUUUUUAAACAGAUUGACCGCGUUCGUUGUGAUAUGCAAAAUGAGAUCAUUUUCAUUUUUCAAUAUAUUUUAAGAAUAAAAUUGACACCAUUCUUUACCACCUUGGUAUCACUUUUGUUUUUAACUCGAAUUUAAGAAAAAAAAUUAUAAAAA